GAAAAAACCCUUUUAAUUUAAUAAUAUUAAGCAAUUCAUCACUGCCUCCAUAACCGAUCCGGCAACGAGAGAGAGAGAGAGAGAGAGAGAGAGAGAGGGGAGAGAAGAGGUUCUUCUCCGAUCUGGAACCACACUUGCUCCUCUUCUCUCUGGAAGGAAUCAAGAGAUAUGGCUUCCAUGGCUUCUGAGGGCUUCACAGACAAGAACGCUGUUUUCCGGAAGCUGAAAUCUCGGUCGGAGAACAAGAUAUGCUUCGAUUGCAACGCGAAGAACCCGACGUGGGCGUCGGUGACGUACGGGAUCUUCCUCUGCAUCGAUUGCUCUGCGGUUCAUCGUAGCCUCGGUGUGCACGUCAGCUUCGUCAGGUCAACAAAUUUAGAUUCUUGGACGCCAGAGCAACUAAGGAUGAUGGCUUUUGGUGGCAAUAACCGUGCACACACUUUCUUUAAGCAGCAUGGAUGGACUGACGGUGGAAAAAUUGAAGCAAAGUAUACAUCAAGAGCUGCUGAUUUAUAUAGGCAGGUCCUCUCCAAGGAAGUUGCUAGAAGCUCUGCAGAAGAUGCAAUUUUGCCUUCAUCCCCUGUUUCAGCACCUCCAUCACAAGAUGGAGCCGACAGUGUUCCAGAGCUUAAGCUUAUAGAAACAUCGAAAGGAAAUUUAAUUGAUACACAUGACACUAUUGAGAUCAAUCACUCACCUAAAGCACCUAUUCAUUCAGCAGUUACCAAUCCCGUUAAAAAGCCAAUUGGUGCCAAGAAGAUUGGGACUAAAACUGGUGGGCUAGGUGCUAGAAAGCUUACCAGCAAGCCAAAUGAAAGUCUUUAUGACCAAAAGCCUGAAGAGUCAGUUCCUGUUGUUACUUCAUUGUCCAGCUCUAACCCGCCACUUGUCUCAUCUUCUUCCCGUUUUGAAUAUGUGGAGAGCAUACCUGCUGAGACCUGUUCACUUGGCCCUCAGGUGAUUAGUCAUGUAUCCCCACCAAAGUCUUCAAACUUCUUCGCAGAGUUUGAAAUGGAGAGUGGCUUCCCAAAAAAGAGCAGCUCCACUUCAUCAAAAGUUCAGGUUGAUGAAAGUAAUGAGGCAAGACAGAAAUUUUCAAAUGCAAAGUCAAUUUCAUCAGCACAGUUCUUCGGUGAUCAGGACAAGGCUACCAAUGAGGCUAAAAUCUCCCUGGAGAAUUUUACGAGUUCAAGUUCCAUCUCAAGUGCUGAUCUUUUUGGUCGUGCUAAGGAUGAUUCUCAACUUGAUCUUACCGCUGCUGAUCUGAUAAACCGAAUAUCCUUCCAGGCAUCACAGGACAUAUCCUCUAUCAAGAACAUGGCUGGCGAGACCGGGAAAAAGUUGACCUCCUUCGCUUCGAGCUUGCUUAGUGAUCUUCAAGACAGAAUGCUUUGAGCAAUGGUGUACAAAGUUAAUGAUGAGGGUUCCAGAGACCCAUCAUAAACUGGAAUACAGGGUCACCACCAAAAUCCGUGGAAUAGACUUUUUGAGCCAUUUCUUCUUUAGUACAAUUUCCAAACUUGAAAUGAUCAGUGUAGAACUGUACCUGUAGAUCAUACCUUUUCAAUUAUGUGGGGCUCAUGACAAAAUAUUGUGUAUUAUAACAUGUUACUGAUGUCUUACAAGAAGUCUGAUUGGGUUUGCAGAUCUUCACAUGACUUCGUUUACUUUGCUACGAGUAUAUGAUGUAAACCAUGGACUGAUGAAUGGGCUAAGUGAAUAUGAUGAGAUGAACGGUUUCUUUUUUAAGCCGUUUAUAUUGCAACAUA
Dioscorea cayenensis subsp. rotundata (Guinea yam) is the source of this 1769-nucleotide messenger RNA. Its product is annotated as probable ADP-ribosylation factor GTPase-activating protein AGD8. Gene Ontology annotation, biological process: COPI coating of Golgi vesicle. Bases 169 to 1395 code for a protein of 408 amino acids. The transcript is spliced from 7 exons. The record is from RefSeq and is a predicted model, not a curated record. Gene Ontology annotation, molecular function: GTPase activator activity. NCBI's taxonomy places the organism in Eukaryota, Viridiplantae, Streptophyta, Magnoliopsida, Dioscoreales, Dioscoreaceae.